AUGAUAUUGUUGUACAUAGAAUUUCAUCGCAUCCGGGAGAGAAUGGACAUAUAAUAGACAUGUCAAAUAUCAAGGUAAUGUACCGUGAACAUAUAACAAAUGGUACAUUUGUCAUAUCGGAGGAUUUAGAUGAUUCCUAUGAAGUAUAUAUGGAGGCCUAUGUGGAUGAAACGUUUUCCUUUCCGAAUAAGAAGCGUUUGCCGUUGGAUGCUAACAAGAUAGGAAUCUGUAAAGGAACGAAAGAGUUCCUUAAGAAAUAUACCUAUACGUAUUUAACACAAGGAGUCAAUACAGAUUUUCCCCUCGAUGGCAGCGAGUGCCCCAUACGAAAGGGAACAUACUAUAUUAAGGAAAUGAAUCUGGAUGUGACUCCCUUUCCCGAUGAAAUGCCCCUUGGUUUUGUAAAGGGAAUCCUUUAUAUUGUAAAAGGUGAUCAAAAACUGGGUUCUAUUGAAAUUUUCGUCGAAAUUUUUAACUCCGAUUGAGUAUAAAUAAGUCGUUAAGGUGUUUGUAGCACAGAAACGAAAUUAAAUGUUAA
Messenger RNA from Drosophila willistoni, 538 nucleotides. RefSeq lists its product as uncharacterized. Bases 60 to 485 code for a protein of 141 amino acids. The record is from RefSeq and is a predicted model, not a curated record. Lineage: Eukaryota; Metazoa; Arthropoda; Insecta; Diptera; Drosophilidae. The transcript has a single exon.